Schistosoma turkestanicum is the source of this 2734-nucleotide messenger RNA. The record is from the annotation of a GenBank genome assembly. NCBI's taxonomy places the organism in Eukaryota, Metazoa, Platyhelminthes, Trematoda, Strigeidida, Schistosomatidae.
AUGUAUCAAGAUCUGUUUGAAGACGGAAAAAGCAAUAAUCAUUGUGGGCGCAAAUUCCGAAGGUGGCGGUGUUGUUACGCUUUUAUGCAGCUCAUGACGACUCUUGCUCCAAACAGUGUAUACCAAACCCUAUUCACUGGACAGAAUCAAGUUUAUACAAACUCAAGUGGUGAGGUCCUCAUGAAUUUGGACAUUUCAAAUGCACACGAAAACGCAGGAACAGACUCAUAUGUCCAGCAAGUUUGCUCUGUUGUUAUUAGCCAAGAAAAUCCAAUUACUUCUGAAGUACCAAGUGAACUAAAGGUAUCCGAAUCUAUUUCGUCUGGUCCAGUGGGACGUUUCGAAUGUAAUUACUGCCAUAAGAAUUACUUUUCUGAAUCCAAUCUCCAACUUCAUUUGGAUGUUGCUCAUCGUGGUUUACGUCGUUUUCAGUGUAACUUUUGCGGCAAAACUUAUGCUAAAGGUUUCCUUCUAAAAGCUCAUGUGAAAAGUGUUCAUGAAAAUUCCAAACCUUACAUGUGUCCAUUAUGUAAUAAAGGAUUCCCACAGAAAUGGUAUUUUGAACGUCAUGUGGCUUCUGUGCAUAAAAAAACUCCGUUUCCAGUAUCCUUUACGGUGCCACGACAACAGUCUCAACAACAGCAUCAAACUCUACAAACCCAACAAGAACAACAGCAAAUACAAGAAAUGCUACAACAUCAACAGGAGCAGCAACAACAACAACAACAACAACAGCAUCAAUUAAUUCAUCAACAACAAUUGACAGUCCUGCAAACUCAACCUCAUUCUCAACAAGUCAACUUGCCUAUGGGCACUAUAAUUGCUACACCAGGGUCUGUUCAGAAUUCAAUGCCUUCUGGUACACAGGUAAUGAUGGUUGCUCCUGGAGUCAAUAUGCCUAUGCCGGCAUUUUUCUUUCAACCACAACAAACCACUCCAUUUGCGAAUACACUUACUAUGAACCCACAUACAGCAGUUCUCCCGACAAGUACCAAUACACUAUUUCGUCCCAAUUGUGCUACAACUUCAGCGACAUUCAUCACCCCUCCGUUUGGUGUUAGUCAUUUACCCGUUAAACCGAUAACCUUUAAUUCUACACAAAUAGCUGUUACUGCUCCCUCAACUCCAUCGCCUUCUAGACCAUCAAAAGAAUAUCAGUGUGCGACUUGUUCCAAAGUUUAUCCUCGACGUCAAAGCUUACAAGCUCAUAUAAUACAGGUACACACAGACAAAAAGCCAUAUGAGUGUAAUGUAUGCCACAAGGGUUUUGUUCGUCGUUGGGAUUUUUAUCGUCAUGUGAACUCUGUUCAUCAUGAUAAUGCAACAGUUGCUAUAGGCAAUGAUAAACUAGAAGAAUAUGUUGCAUGGAUGCGUGGACGUCGAUCAUCGUUAGAUAUUAGCUGGGAAUGUUUGAAUGCUGUUCGACCUGAUUUAACUAGAGUUAAAAUAGAAGGACAACCGCAAACUUCAAAAAUGACACCGAAACCAGAACAAAUGAAUCAUUACCUUAUCGGAUCAGAUGUUACUGCUGUUGAUACAUCAGAUAUAAAUAAUUUAUGAUAACAUUUAAACAAAUAAUAUUAAUAAUGUUUACUUUUUGUAUAUAAAUAUGUAAAUGAGUUCACUCUUUUAUCUGCUAGUUUAUCGAUAAACUCAACACAAAAUAAUGUAGUUGACUUUUCUUUUUUCUUUUGUUUCCUUCUCAUUAGGGUAAUCUUUGUUUAUCAAGAGUCUGUUGUUUGGUUUUCUUUUCUUCUUAGGUGCAAUAGCCCUACUGUGAUCAUGUAUUGUUCUAUAUAUAAUAUAUUCAUUAAGUAAAUGUUCUUGCUCCAUACCCUUUAAAAUUUUUCAUACUUAUAAAAAAAAAACUUUGCAUGAAUUAUUAUUGCUGAAAUUGAUAUUAACGCGCUUAACCUGUUUAUGUUGAGCGUUUGAAAAUAUAGGUAGCAACAGUAUUAUUACAGACUACUUACUCUUUAUUCAACAAACCAAAUAAUAAUACUCUUUGUCUCAUUGAAUUUUUUUCCUAAUGCUUUUCGUAUUAUUAUUAUUAUUAUUAAAAAGCAUUAUUUUACAAUCAUGUAGUUAUAAUAAUUCAUUGUUCUUUCUUUUUUUUUUUACUCCCGUCAUGUGUUCAUCACUACACAAGUAAAUUUCUUUUUGUUAUGUAUCAAAUAAACAAUUUAUAUCGUGACUAUUGUUCCGCCCCCCGCCCAAGUAAAUUGUUUUAUCAUAAUGCCUGCAAUUGAAUUGAACUUUUUUUUUAAUCCUAUUUCAUAUUAUACAUAUAUGACAUUUUUUUUGCUUUGCUUCAGUAUAAUUAACUGAUGUAAACAAUUAAGUAAUAUUUUAUGAGUCUGUAAAAUUUGAUUAGUUCUCAUCUUUGAAUGAAUUAUUUACACUUUUUUUUUAUUAUAACAUGAGAACUGUCUUCUGUAUUUGAUUGAAGUGUAUAUUAAGUGUUCAGUAUUUUUGUGAGUCUAGUUAUUCGGAUAAAUUCUGAUUAAUAAUAUAUGAUCGAAAAUUUCCACGUCUUUAGUGACUAACAUAUAUCUAUAAUAUGUUCGAAAAUUUUCAAACUUAGCUCAUGGUUGAUACAUUUAGUCAUACAGAGUUCCAUUGAGCUAGCUGACAAAUUACUAUUAUGCAAUUAAUAACUCAGGAUUUCAAAGAACAUUUAAACUGUUUGUAGACUAUACUCUUAAAAAGCAUUAGAUAUUGUAACAGAGUAUGU